Messenger RNA from Drosophila obscura, 4132 nucleotides. It is a transcript of the gene Mmp2, whose product is annotated as matrix metalloproteinase-2. Lineage: Eukaryota; Metazoa; Arthropoda; Insecta; Diptera; Drosophilidae. Gene Ontology annotation, molecular function: zinc ion binding; metalloendopeptidase activity. Gene Ontology annotation, cellular component: extracellular matrix. The record is from RefSeq and is a predicted model, not a curated record. Gene Ontology annotation, biological process: proteolysis; extracellular matrix organization; collagen catabolic process.
GUCACUCUUUCCAGACGGUUUGCGCGGAGCGGUACCCGCCGCACUGUAACGCGAAAUAAAUAAUUCAAACGCGAUUUUGAUACAUACACAGGAAUUAUAGGCAGGAAUAAUAAACGCCACACCGUAAUACGAAUAAAGACGCAUCGGAAGAGAGGCGUAUGUUUUCGUUGUUCUUGCUGCAGUGAGUGUGUCGCCGCCUACUUCUCUUCUUUUGUGAGGCAAACAAAAGCCAUCCGUCAACGUGUGUGUGUGUGUGUGCGUGUGCGUGUCGUGUGCGUGUGUGAGAGCGAGUGGGUUUCGGAUCGGCACUGGAAUCCGCAUCGGGAUCGGGACGGUGCUCCGAACAACAAAGGCUCCCUCCCUCCUCUUUGUAAAUAGUACGUCGCGUGCCAAUUGAAUUGUGUUCUUGUUGUUGCAACAGAAAGCAGUAAUGGAAAUGGAAUAACAUAAGCUAAUGUGUAUUUAAUAGUGCGUCGUCUCGUGUGUCUUGCAAAGUUUAAAUUUAAUCCAUUAUUCCAACACAUACAUACAUACAAGGCUCCCCCACCACGCCACACCAGGAACACUCCCAACACAGCGGCCACUAGCCCUGGUUCUCCUUCCACUUUUGCCCCUUCCAAGGCACACAUUGUGUGCGUCAUUCAUAUGUAAAAGAGGAGCAGGAGUUAAGCAGAGAGAGAAAGCUGAAGGAAUAACGGGAAGACGAGCUGGACAAAGAGCGCGCUCCAGGAACAAAAGGAAAGAACAGCUGGAAAGCAGUCGCGGUUCACAGACGAAGAACUUGGCCACAACAAACCCGAAAGAAGAAGAAACACGAAACAAAACAAAGCAAACUAUAACCCCCGACCACCACCACUGGCCACUGCGCUUAGUUCUUGCUUCCGUUGCUUCUGCAGCUGUUUUUGCCACUGGCGCUGGUGCCACUGCGCGUGUGUCAACCCUCGCGGCCGCGUCCAAACGAAAAUUAACAAACAAAAAAGUGAAAGAAGUUCAAUUUACAAUUACGAAUCGUUAGUCCAACACCGAAAUUAAUUCCAGUCCGAAAAAGGGAGUAAACUCCUAUUUAGUGAAGUAAAGUGAACGGUUUUUUUUUUGGUCCCAACAAAUAAAAGAGCUAAAAACAAAAACGAAAAAGAAAUGUGUUCCACAUGUGUCGGCAGCCUGCUGCUGCUGGCUCUACUGGUUGCACAGACAUGCACCGCCAUUCAGGAUCUGCCCCCCGAGCACCAAAAGCAUGCAGAAGAGGAGCAAAACGACGUGCAGAGUGGGCGGGCCGGCAAGCCGAAGAGCGUCAUCUCUGAGGAUCUUAUGUACAAUUACCUCAUGCAGUUUGAUUAUCUGCCCAAGUCGGAUCUCGAAACGGGAGCCCUGCGCACCGAGAAGCAGCUGAUAGAUGCAAUACGGAGUCUCCAGUCUUUUGGCAAGAUUCCAGUUACGGGCGAAAUCGACGCUGCUACGGCCAGGCUAAUACAGCAGCCCCGCUGCGGUGUGGGCGACAAGAGGUACGCGUAUAAUUUCUCCCCCGACAAUCUGGAUCAUGACAAUGGCAUUAGUGUACGUGUGCGGCGUUAUGUCCUGCAAGGACCCAAAUGGGCCAAAACGGAUCUAACAUGGAGCCUGGUCAACCAAACGAUGCCGGAUGCGGGCCAGAUUCGAAUGAUGGUGGCCCGUGCGCUGAGCGUGUGGGAGAACAACUCCAAGCUGACGUUCCGCGAGGUGUACAGCGAUCAGGCGGACAUCCAAGUGCUCUUUGCACGUCGCCAGCACGGCGAUGGCUACAAUUUCGAUGGUCCCGGCCAGGUGCUGGCCCAUGCCUUCUAUCCUGGCGAAGGACGUGGCGGCGAUGCCCACUUCGAUGCGGACGAGACCUGGAACUUUGACGGCAACGCGGAUGACAGUCGAGGAACCAACUUUCUGAAUGUGGCGCUGCACGAACUGGGUCACUCCCUGGGACUGGGCCACUCCUCGGACUCGGAUGCGGUCAUGUUCCCAUGGUACCAGAACAACGAGGUGGAUGGCAAGCUGCCGGACGACGACCGCACUGGCAUUCAGGAGCUGUACGGCUCCAAGGAGAAGACCUGGGGACCCUACCGCCCACGCACCACCCCGAGCACCACGACCACCACCACCACGAUGCGAACGCUCAGCUACUAUCCCCAGAGGCCCAACAAUCGGCCGCGGUAUCCACCCAACUACGAUCCCAACAGGGAUCGCGAUCGUGACUGGGAACGCGAACAGGAGCGGGAGCGGCAGAGACAGCAACGGGAGCGGGAGGAGGAACGGGCACGCGAAUGGGAGCGAGAGCAGGAGCGCGCACGAGAACGCGUAGAGAGAGAGAGGGAGAGAGAGAGACAGCGUGAGCGGGAGAGGGAGGGGAGCGCACCACCACAACCACCCCCUCGAGGACGCCAUCAACGCCUUCCCAGCAGCCAAGGCCGCGACCGUAUCCAACCGGGACAGCGCCAGCACCAGCACCACCACAGGCAGCACAAGCCGCGCAAGCCGAAGCCCGACAGCUGCAUGACCAGCUACGAUGCCAUUUCCAUGAUACGCGGCGAACUGUUCAUCUUCAGGGGACAGUUCCUUUGGCGCAUCGGGGCACGCGGCAUGUAUCCUGGCUACCCCACGGAAACGCGCCGCCAUUGGGCAGCUCUGCCCGAGAACUUCACCCGAGUGGAUGCUGUGUACGAGAACAAGCAGCGCCAGAUCGUGUUCUUCAUUGGUCGCCAGUACUAUGUGUUCAAUUCGGUUAACUUGGCCAACGGCUAUCCCAAGCCACUGGCCAGCCUGGGGCUGCCCCCGACACUGUCCCACAUCGAUGCCACGUUCGUGUGGGGCCACAACAACCGCACGUAUUUGACCAGCGGCACCCUCUACUGGCGCAUUGAUGACUUCACGGGCCAGGUGGAGCUGGACUAUCCGCGCGACAUGAGCAUUUGGUCGGGCGUGGGGUACAACAUCGAUGCCGCCUUCCAGUACAGCGAUGGCAAGACGUACUUCUUCAAGAAUCUCGGCUACUGGGAGUUCAACGACGAUCGCAUGAAGGUGGCCCACGCCAAGGCGAAGCUGUCGUCGCGCAAAUGGAUGCAGUGCGCCCGCAGCGUCAACGAAGUGGACGACGAGCAGCGCUAUACGGCGCCCCUGGUCUCCGGCGAGGAAGAGACAACGGAGGCGAGUGGCACAAGGGAACGUCGGCUCAGUCUCUAUCUGCUUCUGGCCCUGCUGCUCACCACAGCAUGGAGCAGUUAAGACUCAGCGGAGGGCUUAGGUUUAGCCAUACUUAGCAAUAAGCGCCACGAUUCGCCUCAUUUGGAUUCGGAUCCCUCAUUUUCCACAACCAGCACUUACAUACACACAUAAAUACAUAUAUACAUAUAUAUACAUAUAUAUACGAGUAUAUCUAGAUAUUACUUUGAGCAGAGCGCAACUGUGUGACAGUCUGGCGCUUGAUUGCCCCCAAAGACGACACCCGAGCGGCCUUUUAUAGAAUUAAGGGCACUAAAAUCAGCAGCCAAGUGGCAGUCAUCCAUAGACGCAGAAGUCUAGGGCUCGCCACUUGCUGACUCAUCCUUGGACACUUGCCAAUCGUGGACACUGGGCGCCAAUAGCACCAAUAGCAGGGCUGUUAUACCAGAUCUAUAUACGAUGCAUAAGCUAUAUAGAUAUACAUAUAAAGAUAAACAUAAAUAUACAUAUACCUUAGCAAUACGAGUAUGUAGGUGUAGCAAAUGCAUAUGCAUGCAUACCGGAAAAGUCGACCAUUUAGGAUAACCCAUGAUGGAAAUUUCGGAACCACAACUGCCUUAUAAUUAAGUACAGUAUUGCUUCUGAGUGACGGAACAGGCACGCAUCCAGCUGAGAGCUGUGAGCUGUGAGUCAUCUGCCUCCACCUGUCCUGCCUGUAUCUAUUUUUCAUUUGACCGAACAUUUCUAACUAUUUAUAUAUAAAUGUGAUAUUAUCAUAAAUUCGCGAUGGUAAACGCGCGAUUGUAAACGAAAAAAAAACUCAAACAAACACACACAAAAACCAAGUUAAGCUAUUGCAUUUUUGGUAAGAAUUUAGUUUAUUGUACCUACGCAUAAGAAAUACUUACUUAAAGCAAGAGUAAUUAAAUAAAUGUAGUUCAGUAAA